CCCGCCGGGCCGGCGCGGGGGGACCCCGGGCACCGGGGACCCACCCGCUGCUUCGGACAGCCCUGGAAAGGGCACGGGCCCGUCCCCCCGCGCCCUUGUCCCGGCCGGGCUCCGCAGGGCCGGAGCGCUCGGGCACCGCGGCCCCGGGGAGCGCUGGCAGCACCUGCGGGAGAUGCGGGCCUCCGAGCGGAGGCCGCGGGCUGCCGGGCACGGGGUCCGGGCAGUGCCGUCCCGGCGGUUCUGCGUCUGCCGGGGCCGGGAAGGUAGAGCUCGUCCUCUCUGCCCCGAGCCGCCAUGGAGGCAGGUGUGGGUGUUGGUGAUGUUCCCGGCUUCCCAGGCCCUGUGGACCAGGAAAGUCUGCCCCUGGGAGGCGUCUGAGCUACGUUCUGGUGUCCCCCCAGUAUAACCAUGCUAAGCCAGGCUGAGGUGUUCAAGGAGAAAGGAUCGUCGUGGCAGGGAAGCCCACGUGGUCUUCCUUGUGUCUCAUCAGCACUCAAGUAUCCAAAACCAGGUGUGCCAUGUUAAAUACAAGUGUGAGAAACCACUUACUGUGUCCCCCUGAACAGUGUUGUACCCGCGGUGAAGUGCAUGGUAGUCCUGUGAUCCCCUCAAGCAUGUGGAACCAGCAGGAGCUGUGCUCCUCAGACGCUGUGCAGUGCAGGCCAUGUCUCCCACGAAUGGUGAUGGUCUUCCCAGUCUCACUGCUGGCAUGGCCUGUGCUGCCCAGGGCUGGCCUGGGUGCUUUGGGUUUCAUGGUGUUAUGGAUGAAAUUGCCAAUCUAAUCGAAUCAAUAAUUUGCAAGAGCCAAAUUAUGAUAUAAUUACAAAGUAUAAAAUUUAUUUUGCGAUCAAAUGACAAAAUUUAGGUCAGCCACGAAUCGGACAGAGUCUAGCCCGGGAAUAGACCCUGGGUGACACGCUGCGCAGCUCUGAGCCCUGGUAGCUUCAGAGUGCAGCGGCACACCACUGCGAUUUUGAGUUCAGUUCUUAUACUCUUUUUCUUGCUGUGGGCCAGGAUGUCCUUUGUCCUUUUCUUAAUCAAGUAAGUCCAAAAAGCUUCUCCCGUCCAGGAGAAUGCUGUCAGAUGAAAGAUGGUCCAGCUCUCGAUGUCUUGGGAAUAAUUCAUUGACUUCUUGUCUUGUGCUAGACACAGCUCAAAUCCUCAUGUUUACAAUACACAAAAUCCCAUGUCUAAAGAGAUACCCCAGUUAAACAGUCCUGAAACAUGAUAAACAGUCCUCACUGGAAAUCCCUUUUCAUACUAAGGGAUUUCCCAGAAACAGAUUACAAGUCUGAAUGGUAUUGUAUCCCUCCCUCCGGUCGUCAGCAGCCAGGUGUGCUGCUGAUGGUGUAAUUCUUUACUCAACCAAAACCUCGAAACUCUGUGCUACUGUUUUACUUCACAUGUAAAUGUGGUUCUUCUGUGUGGAUAUACGUGUUGAUCAAUUUCUCAAUCUUGCAGGCUACUUUUCCUUGGUUUCCUUAAAACAUGCCCAGACAAGAUUCCUCAUGGUAGAAUUCAACCUUUUAACUCCUGUAACUAUUUCUAACUUAUUUAUAUCAUACUUCAUAUUUAUAACUAUAUUACAUUUACUAUAACAUUUAUUAUUUUAUGAAUUUUGACUCUAUUCAUAACAAUGGGAUGCACGUGCAGCCUCUACUAGGGUGUAUGAGGGUUCAUGGUGACAUACCACUGAGUGUAUGUUCCACAUCACAGGGCUGGCUCUGCCAGCACCUUCAGCUUUUUGCCUGGCUACAGCUGAUGAAAUGCGCGUGUAGCCCAGCAGCUGCAUGUGAUGCUUGCACAUGUAGCCCAGCAGCUGUAGCUGUGGGAUCAUGGUUGUAUGUGUGUGUAUAUAUGUUAAUUAUUUCCUAGUUUGCUGAAUUUGAAAUUAAUGGAAGGUGUUUCAGUCCCCCUAAGCAGGUUUUGUUGUCCAUUUGGUUUAUUGUCAUCGCCAGAAGAGCUUGUCUCUCGCAGCUGCUGAAUAACUGGGAUAUGAUGUACUGGAGUGUGUCCAGCAAAGGGCUGAUGAUUAAGAGACUUCUGCAACUGUUAUACAAAGAGAAGCCAUGAGUGCUGGGACAGUUCAGCCUGGAGAAGACUCCAGGGGAUUUUGUGAGUGGCUGAAAAUACCUAGUGGAGGGAAUAAAGGAGACAGAGCCAGAGGUCUUCUCAGUGGUGCCCUGUGGUGGGACUAGGGGCAUUGGCGGUCACACACUGAAGUACAAGAGGUUGCAUUUCCAUGUGAGAAAACACUUGUUUUUUCUGAAAGUGCUCAGAUGCUGGCACAGGUUGCUCACAGAGGUUGUGUAGUCUCCAUCCUUGGAGAUACUGAAGCCUCAUCUGGUUGACUCUGCUGGUGCAAGGGUUGGCCUGUGCCCACCAGCUUCAGCUCUCUUAUGCAUUUGGAUCGCGUUGUCUGAGCAGAACGAAGCACACACACCUUAUAAACUGGGUGCCCUUUGUCAUUAUGGUGAGUGUUGACUAUCAGAGUAUUAAGAAAAAGAUCUGGCUGCAGGUUGAAGGUAGUGUUGACCUAGUGACUUCUACCUUCUCCUGCCCCUCACACCCCUGCCAGUGUCCCUGGAUCCAGGAAGGCAAGGCAGGGAAUGCUCCUUCAGCACAAGGUGGUGACUGCUCAGGAGCCUCAGCAGUGAUCAGAAUGUGCCACACGCUUGAAACUGAGUUAGAGAGGAUGGGAUUGUCUUGUAGCCACUACCUGCCUGCCUGCCUGCCUGCCAGUGUAGAGGCUCUGAAAGGCUCCUUUCACAGCAGCCUGCCUUUGAAACUCCUCUGCACCCCUGAAGGUGAUAAGGGAGGUGAGAUACAGGUUGAGCAGGAGGUUCCAGUAUGGUGUAGCCUCUGUGACUGACCUUUCCUUUUUUAAAAUUAAAAACCCCCAAACAACCAAAACCAUUUAACAAAAUACUGGUACAGUUUUUAAAAACACGGGCCAGUCACCUGAAUUCCUGGAAAGAUGAUGGGAUGGCUCAUCCUGCAGUCUGUCUCUAAGCACGUGGAAGACAAGACAGUUAUCAGGAAUAGUCACCAUGGAUUCACCAAAGGGGAUUCAUGCUUAAUCAAUCUGAUUACCUUCUGUGAUGGGACAACUGGCUGAAUAGACAAGGGAGAGCCAUGGAUUUUGUCUACAUGGGCUUUAGCCAGGCUUUUGCCAAUGUCUCCCAUGGUGCCCUCAUAGGCAAGCUCAGAAAUUGUGAGCUGGAUGAGUGGAUGGUGAGGUGGAUUGAGCACUGGUCUAGUUUCGGGGCUGUCACUGGUUGUGUCCCCCAGGGUUCAAUGCUGGGCCCAGUAUUCUUUAACUUAUCCAUCAGUGACUUGGAUGAAGGGGCAGAUGUCUCCUCAGCAAGUUCACUGGUGGCACAAAGCCGGGAGGAGCAGCCAGUACCCCAGAGGGCUGUGCAGCCCUUCUGAAGGACCUGGGCAGGCUGGAGAGGGGGAGAGGAAUAGUCUGAAAUUCAGCAAAGACAAGUGCAGAUCUGGGGAGGAAUAACCCUGGGGACCAGUACAGGGUGGGGGUGACCUGUUGGAAGGCAGCUCUGCAGAGAAGGAUCUGGGGGUCCUGGAGGACAGCAAGCUGUCCAUGAACCAACAGUGGCUGGGAUAACAGGGAAUACUUUUGUAGCAUUUCCAUUUUCAAGGAUGUCAGCUGGUGCAGAAGUAGAUGGAGUUGUUGGCUGGAUGCCAGGCCCUGAGCAGCUGUGUGCUAAGACAAGGUGCUGAGCCUGCCAACCCCAAAUUCUCCCAAUUCCAGUGAGUUAUUGUAACCAUCUAUGUCCUGGGAAGUAAAAAAAGUCUUCAGCUCUCAUGGCCGUCAGCAGAGACUCUGCAAGAUUAUGCUGGAAAAUCUGUAUCAUGUAAUUGAGGAAUAUUUAAAAACAGAGUAAAGGGGUAGAAUUGAAAUCCAGAAUGUGUUUCAGUGAUGUAUUCACUGGCCAUCUGGGGUAUCUAUGCCAGCUAUGCAGUGUGCACGUAUGUUUGGGUUUUGUUUGUUUUUUAAACUCUGAAUGGCAUUAUUUGUUUGAGAAUAUUUUCCAAGUUGAAGUAAAGGAAUGCUUUUUAUUAUGUGAGUAUCUGCAAUCAGACUGGGUAGGGAAAAGACUGCCAGAUACCUCCAGGAAGGUAGAAAUAAUGGUGUUCAAAACCUUCAGCUCCCAUUCUCUGCUGUAUUAUAGGAACACCUUGUAUACUGCCUGUGGUUAGUUAUUCUCUACAGCAGUGUGAGUGGGAUCUUGGAACCAACCCAGAAAGGCAUCCUGCUUGCUGAACUUCUGAUCAGUGUGAGUCACCAGCCCUUCUGCAGAGGUUGCAGCGUGCUGUCCUGACAGCUCUUCACAGCAGUUGUUUCUAGUAGAUGCUUGGUGACGUGUCUGCAGGGAUGCAGGGAUUGAUCCUGGGAGCAGAUGUUCCCAGGCAGAGGUGAGGUGAAGGCCCUGCUCAGAAUGCCCCUCUGCUGCUUUUCACUGGCCUGUUUCCUAAAUACCAGCUCUCCACACUGCCCCAGCUCGGCUGGGCUGGAACUCUCUGAAGAGCUGUGCACAGAUGUCCUCUGGAAGCCCACGCAGAAGGAUCAGUGUGGGAUGGGUGACUGCAGGCAGAGGUUUUCCGGCUGGCAGCUGCUGGGAAGAGACACAUUAGCUUCAUGUGGAGGGAGAGCCUCCAGGGCAGCCUCCAGACCCACGCUGUUGUGUGGGCUGCCCUCACAGAUUGCAUACACAGACCUCCAUGCUGAGACUCGCUGUGGCACAGGGCUGUCCUCUGUCAGCUGGCAUUAGUUACUGUGAUCUCAUGGCUUUCUUAAGGCAGUCCAUCCAGGUCCUAUGGCUGAACAUAAACAAGUGGCUGGCAGGUACCUGGGCAGUAAGCCUGGUGGGGCUGUGCUGGUGGCAGGCUGCAGCACCGUGCCGUGACCUCACUCGUAUCUCCCCGUGAGUGGGACGGCAGUGGCUGAUGUCUCCCGGGGCAGAUUUCCCCCCUGUGCUGCACAGGGCUUUGUCUUUGGCUCACAGGCGUCGGGCGCUUCCUGGCACUGGCGCAGCUGGGAGGGGGCGCUUGCCGGGAGCUGUGCUGGCAGAGCCGGGCGGGCAGCGCUGCCGGGAGCACUGAUGGAGGGCGAGGGGACACCUACCCCGGGGGGCCCGAGCUCAUCGGGUGCUGCUGAAAAUGGCUCCAACCUUGAUGAAGAGCCUCUACUCAGAAAAAAUCACCGCCGGUUUGUCAUCUUCCCCAUCCAGUAUCCGGACAUAUGGAAGAUGUAUAAGCAGGCUCAGGCCUCCUUUUGGACAGCAGAAGAGGUUGAUUUGUCAAAGGACCUUCCUCACUGGAACAAGCUGAAAGCAGAUGAAAAAUACUUUAUCUCUCACGUUCUGGCAUUUUUUGCAGCCAGUGAUGGAAUUGUAAAUGAAAACCUGGUGGCACGUUUUAGUCAGGAGGUGCAGAUCCCAGAAGCUCGUUGUUUCUAUGGCUUUCAGAUUCUCAUUGAGAAUGUUCACUCAGAGAUGUACAGCUUGCUCAUAGACACCUACAUCAAAGAUCCCAAGAAAAGGGAUUUCUUGUUUAAUGCUAUUGAAACAAUGCCUUGUGUUAAGAAGAAAGCAGACUGGGCUCUGAAGUGGAUUGAAGACCGAGAAUCCACUUUUGGUGAGAGAGUGGUUGCCUUUGCUGCAGUGGAAGGCAUCUUCUUUUCGGGUUCCUUUGCUGCUAUAUUUUGGCUGAAGAAGAGGGGCCUGAUGCCUGGACUGACUUUCUCCAAUGAACUUAUUAGCAGAGAUGAGGGCCUGCACUGUGAUUUUGCUUGUCUAAUGUUCCAUUAUUUAGUGAACAGACCAUCAGAAGAGCGAGUCUGUGAGAUCAUCGUUAAUGCUGUAGAAAUUGAGCAGGAGUUUCUAACUGAGGCAUUACCUGUGGGUCUGAUUGGAAUGAAUUGCACCUUGAUGAAACAAUACAUUGAAUUUGUUGCAGACCGGUUACUAAUGGAGCUUGGGUUCUCAAAGGUCUUUAAUGCAGAAAAUCCUUUUGAUUUCAUGGAGAAUAUUUCUCUGGAAGGAAAAACAAAUUUCUUUGAGAAGCGGGUUUCGGAAUAUCAACGUUUUGCUGUUAUGGCAGAAACAAUGGACAAUGUCUUCACUCUGGAUGCAGAUUUUUGACAAAUUGGCAAAUGAAUGGUGACAGUUUCCUUCUCCUCAUCUCCCUUUAUGCUGUGAAGUUGACUUAAUUUCUUCUCAUGGAAAUCAGAGUCUACUGGGAUAUUUUUCAUGGGUUUUCAUGUUGCUUGUCAGAGGAGUAAAUAUAUUUCUCUCUGUGUCAUUUGAAAAAGGAAAGGGGGAUCAUUUGUAAAAAAUUUAUAUGGCUUUGUAAAAGGAGGGCCUUUCUAAGAUUCCCUUGACUCAUCUGCUGUCAAUGCUGUCUUUAAAAAUGACAUAGUAUGGAUGCUACUACUUUUUUAAGACUUUGGUAGUGUUUUAAGAAAGCAAGCUGCGUAUUUACCUCAUGUUAUGGUAUUUUAAUCUGAAAACCAGCUGAGGUAUCACUCCAUGUAAAAAUGUUGCUAUAAAUUAUUUUCCUGUUUUCUGUUUUCAUGUUUAUAGAUGCGGUAUAGAGUAAAAGCUCUUCUGUUUCAUCUUGUUGCAGAUACAGUAAUAAUUGAAUAUGGGAAAACCUUAAUGAGGUCUGAACUAUUGAAUAUUAUUAAACCUGGGAAUUAAUUGUGAUCUCCCCAUUAACCUGGAUUCUGUCUGGAAAAAGUUUUACGCGGGUUGGAAAACUGAUGGGUCUUGGUAGGCAUUUAAUUCAAAUACAGGUGAUUCUUGUCUUACAGCUGUUACUGAACAGGGCAGUGGACUUUGAAUAGCCCUUGAAAAGGCACACCUGUUAACAGUGGAGUAAAACCACAUCCUGUAGUUCUUUGGCUUAUGCUGCCUGUUUUUCCGUGCUUCACUGAUCAAGUGCCUUAUUAAGCAGUCUGUAGUUGUAUUUGUAAUCAUCUGACACUGAAACAGCCAGCUCUGGGUGUUGUCCAUCUCCCCUUGUUGUGCUGGGUGGUUUGAUAUUCUCCCCUUCUUGGUUGCACUUGUGCACUGUAGGGGUGAGAAGACGUGUCAUUCCAGGGGAUUAUUCCUUGAGGUGCUACAAACAGACUACUGGGGCUGUAAGGAAGCACCCAGUAAUGUAUGAAGGUACAUCAGGUUGCGUGUCUGAUGUGAAUCAUUGGAACCAUUGUCACAGAAGAGCUUCUGACAGAAGGUAUUAAACAUUACAAAAACAAACCAGAUGUAGUAUGGAGUAGCAGCAUCUUACAAAGGGCUGUUGUUUGGUUUUUGAUUGUGUGCCUGAAAACUGUUUGUAAUUUUUUGAUACCACAUGGAGAGAAUGGAGCGAUUGAAGAGUGGCUAACGGGCCACAGUGGUACUUGGGGUGGAAGGGAUGCUAUUCAGCUGUACCUGGCUUAUCUGCAAAUAAAUAGGCUCUUUUUCCAAGAUGAAGUGAGCAUACAAGAGCUAGACAAAGGGUUCUGCUUUAUUAAACCCAAGCAUUUUUCAUAAUAUUCAGCAUUUUGUGGAAGAGCUUUUCUAAGUCUUACUACUGCAAAUAUCUUGUGCUGCUUUUUGCCAAACUGACAGCCCAGGGUUAUCAGUGAUGGGGUAGCACAAGUGUUAUUUCCCUGCCAGCCCAGAUCAGCCAUAGUCCGGGGUACCUGAGUUCCAUGAAACAGGUCCACUGCCUUAGCAUAGUUCCUAGUGAACAACUGUCCCUGCUGUAAAAAUAAGCAGCAAAAUUCACUCUGUUUUUUUAGUUUCUGUAAAAGAUCAGGAGUAUGUACUGAGCAUGGAAACAGAUUUUUUUUCCCUAGAGGAGAGCCUGCAUCAUUUGACAUAAGGUGCUCGGAAGAGGGCAGAGUGGAACAUUGAGAAUACGGAGAAAAGCUGGAACUGGUGGUCCUCGCUAACAUCCUGGAACUGCAAGAGAACUGUGGACUCAGAGGGAAAACUCAGUGCCUCUUGGAAAUACUGAGUUGAUAGGGCAGAAAGAGCAAAUACUGUAAAUGGGUCUGUUGUUGGAGUAAUGGAACCUAUUAUGUCACUGAAAGUAUUAAAAAGUAUUUAUUUUGAGUCUUGUGAAUUCUGAUGAGAGUGUAGAGAGUAUUCUAAUAUGAAACUGCAAUGUGCUCAGGUUCUGUAAAUGUAUAUGAGAUACCAAAGUCUGAUACAAUGGCUCCCACUUGAUUUGUGUGUAAAAUAUGUGUGUAGUUUCAAUAAAGUUUGAGUGUGGGGAAGCCCAUGCCUUCAUUUACAAGUUA
Molecule: messenger RNA, 8314 nt
Organism: Motacilla alba alba
Lineage: Eukaryota; Metazoa; Chordata; Aves; Passeriformes; Motacillidae
Gene: RRM2B
Product: ribonucleotide reductase regulatory TP53 inducible subunit M2B
Exons: 9
Coding region: 5124-6164 (346 amino acids)
Biological process (GO): deoxyribonucleotide biosynthetic process
Cellular component (GO): cytosol
Molecular function (GO): ribonucleoside-diphosphate reductase activity, thioredoxin disulfide as acceptor
Source: RefSeq, a predicted model, not a curated record